AUGGAGUGGGACGACGGCAACACCGUCCUCGAUCUCACGUCAGCACUGACGCCGUGGCUGCGCUCUGGUCAUGCCACGUCAUUGGUGUUUGACAACAUCACGAGUAGCUUGGUCGAAGGGCUUCCAGCCGCACUGGCAUUGGCUCCAUCGCUCACACGCCUCGAAAUCAUCGACUCGGACAAGGUCAUCGACGUCUUGCUCACCUCGCAAACACGGCUCUCGAGCGUCACGCAGCUCAAGGUCCGAGUCAACGGCAACACCACCAGCAACGAACUGCGUCUCGUCAAGCUUCUGUCGAUGGACAAGGUGACGGGCCUCGAUUUUUGUGGGCACAUGGCACAAAACGGUCGCAUGGCGCAAGAUGUCAGCUCAAUACUAGCGACGUUACCGCGGCUCCCGGCGCUGCAAGAGCUCUCGCUCAAAGCCUACGCACUGCGCAAUGUCUCGACGACGCUCAAGGGAUCGUCGGCGCUGCAUACGCUCGACUUGUGCGUCAUCAAGAUGGGGAGCCCCAUGACGCGCAUCGCGUUCUUGGACUUUAUGGCGCGCUGCCCGGUUCUCGACCGCGUCUCAAUCGUCAGUUCCUGCUUGAUAGACGCCUCGCAAGCCAGCCUGGGUGACGCGCUCGCUCGGUGCUUUCGACACGCGACGUCACUGCGCCACGUGACCUUGCAUCGCUACGAUCUGGACGCAGCCUGCGCAGCGGUGCUGGCGACGGCGCUCGCUGGCCGGACACAUCCAGUGCGCAUCGAAGUGGCCGACUACGAUACGCUGACGCAAGACGGCUUUGAGCAACUCGCGGCGGCCGCCGGACGCAGCGUCGGUGGCGUCGUCGAAUUGACCUACUACGAUAGUUGUCGGUACAUCGACAAAGACUAUGACCGAUUCACCACAACUACGCUGGCCGACACGUAUCGCGUUCGCGUGUCCGCCACGCGUACCAUGCUUGGCACCGACUAUCGACUAGCGUCCUUGCGUGAGGCCAACUAA
Saprolegnia diclina VS20 is the source of this 990-nucleotide messenger RNA. RefSeq lists its product as hypothetical. The record is from RefSeq and is a predicted model, not a curated record. The coding region runs from base 1 to 990 and encodes 329 amino acids. Lineage: Eukaryota; Oomycota; Saprolegniomycetes; Saprolegniales; Saprolegniaceae. The transcript has a single exon.